Messenger RNA from Erpetoichthys calabaricus (reedfish), 3491 nucleotides. It is a transcript of the gene wdr37, whose product is annotated as WD repeat domain 37. The transcript is spliced from 14 exons. The record is from RefSeq and is a predicted model, not a curated record. Gene Ontology annotation, cellular component: preribosome, large subunit precursor. Bases 209 to 1696 code for a protein of 495 amino acids. NCBI's taxonomy places the organism in Eukaryota, Metazoa, Chordata, Cladistia, Polypteriformes, Polypteridae. Gene Ontology annotation, molecular function: protein binding.
CAUCAGUUUUGACAGCCCACAGGAAAGCAGAGCAUCAACAACCGUCACGGCAGGAAGCUAGCGGUAAAGGGAGAGAAAGAGAGACUCGGAAAACAGUGACUACGCCUGUAAAAUGGAAUGGAACUUACAGAUGAGCUGAGAGAGGCGUUGUCCGAACACUCUCUUUGUUUUCUGAUAGGGGGCUUGGAGCAGCUGUUGCUAAGGCGUAAUGCCCGCCGAAAGUGGGAGCAGUGCAGCUUCUAGACAAGCAAAGCAGAAGCGCAAAUCUCACAGCCUUUCAAUCCGCAGAACCAACAGUUCAGAACAGGAAAGAUCAGGAAUGCAAAGGGAAAUGUUGGAAGGACAGGAUUCAAAGUUACCUCCAUCUGUACGGCAAAAUCUUCUUGAGCUGUUUGGCCAAAUAGAGAGGGAGUUUGAAAAUUUGUACAUUGAAAAUGUUGAUUUACGGAGGGAAAUUGACACUCUUAAUGAGCGCUUGGCUGCUGAAGGACAAACUUUUGAUGGUGCAGACUUGAGCAAAGGACCAUUAAAGGCCAAAGCAAGUCAUAGCACCAGUCAGCUGUCUCAGAAACUGAAGACAACAUACAAGGCGUCAACCAGCAAGAUUGUGUCCAGCUUCAAGACUACCACUUCAAGGGCUGUCUGCCAGCUGGUUAAGGAAUAUGUUGGCCACAGAGAUGGAAUUUGGGAUGUCAGUGUUACAAAGACACAGCCUGUAGUCUUAGGCACUGCAUCUGCUGAUCAUACUGCCAUGCUUUGGAGUAUUGAAACUGGAAAAUGUCUUCUUAAAUAUGUUGGUCAUGCUGGAUCAGUUAAUUCAAUCAAGUUUCAUCCAACAGAGCAAGCAGCUUUAACAGCAUCUGGAGACCAGACUGCUCACAUCUGGAGGUUUAUGGUGCAAUUGCCAGCUCCCCUGCCCACAACAGACACAAGUCAGGUCUCUGCAGAAGAUGAUGUUGAUUUCUCUGAUAAGGAUGAAGUAGAUGGUGAUGGUGAUGUCUCUAGUGAAUGUCCAAUGAUCCGUGUUCCUUUAACAACACUUAAAAGUCACCAAGGUGUGGUCAUUGCGGCAGAUUGGUUGGUUGGAGGAAAGCAAGUUGUUACUGCCUCAUGGGACAGAGCAGCUAAUCUUUAUGACGUGGAAACGUCUGAGCUGGUCCAUUCUCUUACAGGCCAUGAUCAAGAGCUAACUCACUGCUGUACUCAUCCUACGCAGAGGCUAGUAGUUACUUCCUCACGUGAUACAACAUUUAGACUUUGGGACUUCAGGGACCCAUCAAUACACUCUGUCAAUGUCUUUCAAGGUCACACUGACACUGUCACAUCUGCGGUCUUCACAGUCGGUGACAAUGUGGUUUCAGGAAGUGAUGAUCGCACUGUUAAGGUUUGGGAUUUGAAGAACAUGAGGUCUCCAAUAGCCACUAUACGCACUGAUUCAGCAGUUAACAGGAUUAGUGUUUCUGUGAGCCAAAAGAUUAUUGCGCUUCCACAUGACAAUCGACAGGUCAGGCUAUUUGACAUGGCUGGAGUGCGACUGGCCCGACUUCCACGCAGCAAUAGACAGGGACAUCGGCGAAUGGUUUGCUGCUCAGCUUGGAGUGAAGACAAUCCUACAUGUAAUCUGUUCACUUGUGGGUUUGACCGGCAGGCAAUUGGCUGGAACAUUAACAUCCCAGCACUGCUGCAGGAGAAGUAAAAAGGAAUCUCCCACCAACUCUCAGGUUCUGAACUGUCAUUUUGCUGAUCCUAGAUCAUUGUACUGCUGCCCUAUGGAUCUGAGUAAAUGUUAAUCUUCUCACAACACUGUGCACAGUUUGCAUGAAUUUCAGAUAAACUGCAAUUUGUGUGCUUUGUAUUUCAUUGUAUCUAAUUUGCAGUUAAGUUUGUUUUUUUGUUUUUGUUUGUUUUUUUUAGCCAUGCUGAAUUGCACAUUAAGUUAUUAUAGAAAAAUGCAAAACUAGAAGUCUUUUCAACUUGUGAUUCACAGCAAAUGCUGUGCUGCCAAACUGUCUGCGUACCUUUUUUUCUGUUUUUUAGGAAUAGCAUUAAAUGAUGUGGAGCUAUCGCCACAUUUUUUCAAAUUGCAGUGUGAAGCAACAAGCUAACUGUAAAGUAGAUUCUGUUACAUAUAAAGAAGACAUGGUCAUUGUACAGAAUGUUGUAAUGUGAAUCAUUUACUGCUAAGAAUUUUGAAAACAUGCCUUCAUAUAAAUGUCUGCAUGUAAGUCUAUGUACAGUAGAUUGGAGUAAUAAUGAAAAAUGUUCAAUUCUUCCAUGCCUAGUCUGUCUCUCCUCUACAAACCACAUUGCUGUUCCUAGGUCUUUGUGCAAUGUCUUCUUGUGCAAAGUCCGGUAUUUCUGAAACUAUUUUAUGUACUUCUGUACCCUUAAUUGUUAAGUGAUACAUUACUAUUCUCUUACAAUAUUGGACUAGAUAUAUUUAAAUUUGGAGAAAUUAUACUGUAAAGCUGAAAAAUGUGGUGAAAUGACUUUUAUCAAUAUAUUGAAACACAACAGUAAAAGCUGUUACACAGUUGUUUAUGCAGUCAUCUCUUUUCCUUUCUGGACAAGCUUCAAAGAAACCCUAGCAAUACUGCUGCUGGUUCGAGGACCAUGCAGUUUCCUUCAGCAGGUACAUUGUCUGAUCACAGUUUUUGCUUACACUUUUAAGACCAAGUGAAGACUUCAGGGCUAUGCAGAUCCCUACUUCUAUUAUGCAGCACUUUCUUUACUGGUCAGAUCACUGGAGAACAUUGAGCACUGACUUAGGAUAAUGUUAAAGUGAUUGUUCAAAACAGACUAGUUUGGCAUUGAUAAAAUAAAAAGAAUUGGCCCUUGCUACUUGUAUUGAACAUUUGUACCUCACUGCUGCUGUGUAUGUGUCACCAUAUCUAAAGAAGCUUGAUUAUUUUUACUUUUCACGUGUGUUACAGCUUUCCAUAUUUUAUGGAAGCGUACAUGAUUUACAUUAAAUUAUACACAAUUUGCCUUUUUAUGUAUUUAAAUGUAACCAAACUUUAAAGCUUUUUUUUCAUUUUGCCAUUCACGUAUAGCCUGCUGAAUUUAUUUUCCUACUGUGAAAUAUUCAUCUUUCCUUUUGUUUAGUGAUAAUUGGUUGUCAGAAACUUCUGCCAUUUCUUUUUAAAUUACACUAACCUAUGAUUUCAUUAAUGAGCAAUUAUUCCAAAUCUUGACCAGGACUAAAAGGAGAUGCAUGUUACAUAGACUUGUUCUGCAUUUUUAAAGAAAAAUUUGUUUUAUAUGACAUCCAUUAAAAAAACAAUCUUGUAUUUUCUCUGUCUUGAGUGGUUCACCAUUCACAGAGAAAACAUGGCAAUUCUGGUUCAGAAUCAUGAAAACAGUAAUUGUGCUCUUCCAGGAAAACCAAAUCAUUUGAUAUUUGUUACACAUAGUAAUUUAGCUUGAUGGUGAAAAUAGUUCUAUGUGAAAUGUAAAAGCUUGUAAACCUAAUAAAAUAUGAUGAUUUUGAA